AUGUCAAGCAUUGUUUUCUCUGAGAUCGGCUGGGACCAAGGUUUUGCCUUCCCUGUAGCAAACGCUGAAAACAAGGCGUUGGAAGAGGAGCCCUUUGGAACGUUGCAGCUUCAAGGGAAACAAAAAGACAGGGAAGAAGUGAAGAACGAGAUCAGUGAGCACAAAGACAGGAUCCAAGCCAUUUCAGCAUUUCUGAAAAAUGUAAAACAGGAGCUGUCUCACACCCAGGCCCUUUGUGUGGCCCUGGGAAAGGAGGCAGAGUCUGAGGUGCAUUUCAAGGCCGUGGCAGAUCGGGAGCUGGGCCACCUGGAGCAGGAGAUUGUAAAACUCGACAAGGAGAUGGAUGUUCUGAAGAUUAGGAAGGAAACACAAGAGAAUGACAUCUCCAGAGCCAACGAGAAGAUGGGGAAGCUGAUGAGCCAGCUGAACUGGGAUAAGGUCACCUUGGAAGCCUGGCUGGAAGAAUCCGCCCAGAAGGAUGAAGACACCAUCGCCAUCCUCAAAUAUGUCCAACAGGACAAAUGCAAGAUAAAGGAGCUGAUUCACGCAGUUGAUAACAGUACUGUUGAGGCCAACCAGAAGCACAAGACCCUGGAAACCGAACACACCAGGACAAUAACAGUGCAGAUCGGGCUGGAGAAGACUUUAGAGAGUUUGCGUAAAGCUCACGUCGAGCGGCAGGCACUCAUUCGCCAGUGGGAGAGCACCAUUGAGCAAAUGAGGAAGAGAGACCAUGAUCUGCAACAGUGCAUAAUGCUGCUUCCUGAGAUGCACCAGGAGGUCCGGUAUAGGAAGGACACGAUCAAGGAGAGGAAGAUGUUCCUGGAGAGGCAGCUGGAUAACAAUGCCGAGUGCGAGAGGAAAGGCCUGAACGUGAAGCGACUGGCAACGAAACUGAGGGGGGAGUUCCAGAAGAGGGAGGGCGACCGUGCUCGCGUGCUGGACGAGUUUGUUAGCUUGAGGGUCACAGUGGAGCGGAUGGCUACGGAUGUCGAGGCUAAGAGGUCCCAGCUGGGCAGCAUUAAAAAGGACAUCCACAGCAAGCAUACCAAGAUGAACGCCAUCAAGCUCCAAAACGAGGCUCUGGGGGAGAAGCUCCAGGCGGUGACGGAGACGGUGCUCAGCGCCGAUGAGAGGGCCACCCAGAUGGAGCAGAUGCUAAAGGAAGAGGAACAGAACAAAAGCGAGAUCGAGGCCCACGUGCAUCGGCUGCGGAUGGCACAGCCCCACGUGACCCAAGAGCUGCAGGCGCAGACGGCCAGGGAGAAGGUGAUGCUCGCGGACAUCGCCGCCAGCCGGGUCGCCCUCAACACCCUCAUCAUCGAGCGCAACAGAGCGGAGCAGACGUCGCUGAAACAGCAGGAGAUGAUCAACGGCAAGGACUUCCAGAUCCAGUUGCUAGAGAGGAAGAUGGUGUGCGCAAAGGUGGAGGAGAACAGUUUGCAGAGGCAGGUCCUGCGGACGGAAGAGAUUAAGCUGGUGCAGAGCGCGGAGCAGGAAAAAAAGACUGUGCACAUGCUGGGCCACCACCUGAAAAGACUUCAGGUUGAGAUCAGCAUUGUGAAAAAGGUGUCUGAGAAGAACGAGUCGGAGAAGAAAGAUCUGACCGUGAAGAGCGAGGAGCUGAACCUAGUCAAUGACACGUGCAUCAAGGAACUGAAGAAGCUCAGAUCCAUAAAGCAGGACACCAUGGUGGAUAGCUAUAUUCUUAAACUGGAGGUGCACCGUCUGAGCACCAUUCUGCAGAACAAGGCAGACAGGGUCCUGUCCCUGGAGAAAGAGAAGCUGCAACUGCAGGCAGCCAUGAAGGAGGGGGAGGCGGAGGUUAACGUCCACAAAGAGGUGCUCCAAAAGCAGUUCAAAAUGGUGGAGCAGGAACGCCAAGCCCUCAGCUUGGAGAUGAAUGACAAACUGUUGAAAAUGGACAAGUUGAGGAAAAGGUAUGAGAUCAUGAUUCUGUCCAUGGAAUCCCCUGACGGAGAAGGCUGGUCUCCUGAAUAUUACCUGAUCAAGAUAGAAAAAGAAAAGGAAGAGCUCCAACGCAUGGGGAAUGAACUGGAUGCAAAAAUCUAUAAGAAAGAGGAAGAAAUUCAGGCUCUGGAAAACACCCUGUAUGGCAUCUAUAUGCGCAACGUGGAGUACCGCAGGGCAUUCAACAACAUUGCCAAGUGGAGCAAGGAACACCAGCAACAGCUGAGGCUGGAGAAGGAGAAGACGAUUGCAGAGGAGAAAACUGCUCACAGGAGACUGCAAGUCAGAGAACGCCAAGAGGACAUUCGGGGCAUGAAUGCCACCCUGGAGAACCUACUGAAAGAGGAAACUGAGCAACUUGAAAGUAGAGAAAAGAUCCAGUUUCAGAUUGACUGUCUAAAGAAAGACCUGGGAAACCAGAAAGUGAAGUUGGGCAGGGUUUCCAAGCAGUGCUCCAAACUGUCAAGGGAGAUUCGGUCAAACAAUGACAGUCAGGGUAAGACCGACGAAGAGCAAGACAUUGAAGUCCGUGAGCUGAAGGACUUCAGCAAGCAAGUCAACAGCAUGCUGCAAGAGGCAAUUAAGGAAAACCCUGACCUGAGUUCAGCACUGGAGAGGCAGUUCCAGGAGGCCAACGUGCCCCUACCAGCGGCAUUGUCUAGGCCUCCUAGCCAGCAGUGUUCAAGGACAGUGUCCAUUCGCAACUCUACAUCUGUCAGGUCAUCGGUCUCCGCCGGCAGCAACAGCCUCCGGAGUUCGGCGAAGCAGUUCCCCCACCUGAAGAAGGUGGACCUGGGCCUGCAGCUCAACGUGACCAGCCCUCGCGACUCCAACAUGUCUCCACGCAGCUGCAAGAGGGACUGCUCGAGCAGCGGCAGCAUUAACUCCCAGCCUUAGGUUCCAUGGGCUACAGGCAAAGGAUCAUGGUCCUGCUGAGUCUGUUGUGAUGUCUUCAAAGAGCAGAUCUAUUCGCAUUGUCAUGCCUGUUUACAUGGAACCCUACUUGUUAGGGUGGAUAACGUUAUUGAGGAUGCUUGUUCUUUAAUGUGCAGUGAUAGUGUUGUAGUGUGACUGGUUUACAAGAAGUACUGUUCUCUUUUUUCUUUCAAAUCAAAGUUAUUUAAAAUAUAUGAAUAUAUAUAUGAAUAUAUAAAGCUGGUUGCAGGUUGUUGAUUGGGUGAGUGAGCAAAACCAGAUGCAGGUUGUUGACAAUUAAUUAUUUUCAAAAAGUUGUUUUGUUCAGUUCUUGUGAUAAAGGACACAAGAUUGCACAGAUUGUAUUUAUUCCUUUGAAUCACUUUAAUAAAGGACUUUUAUUUUCAGUCACUAGAGGGUGCAAUGUGAUCUACUCAGUGAUUACUACAGGCAAAUGAAUUAACUUUACAACACAGGACAAGCUUUGCAUAAUUAUAUGAUGUCCUUAAAAGAGGCUAAAACAACCAUAAACAUAUUUGUUGCUAGGCACAGACCUUGUUCAUUGAUACCAUUUUAUUGUGCUGUUUAUUCAAUGGGUGCUGCUAUGUUCAGAUAUGACUUCUGUACUUUCCUAUGAUGUCAGCCAGCAGGUUAGAUCAGGUAUUAUCUAUUACUAUAAAGUUGCAGAUUUAACAGAUUUGACAUCAACCUAUAUGUUAAUCUAUAUCAGAAAAAUACAGUUUCUGUGAUCUUGUUAGUUUCCUAUCCAAUUUCGUGUUAGAUUAAAAGGUGAAUUUUAGUAAUUAAUGUUCUGCAUAUUAUAUUCAAUAGUACAAGGGACAAAAUAUGAAGGAGAUGCACAGUGAUUACAAAUCUUGCCAGCUCAGGUACGUAGCAAGAUAAUGAAGUGUUAUUUUUGUGACACCAUUACAUGAAUUGCUUUAAAUUACAUCAUGCUUAGCCCUGACUUUAAAAAAUUUAUUUAG
Anguilla anguilla (European eel) is the source of this 3872-nucleotide messenger RNA. RefSeq names its product coiled-coil domain-containing protein 39-like. The record is from RefSeq and is a predicted model, not a curated record. Lineage: Eukaryota; Metazoa; Chordata; Actinopteri; Anguilliformes; Anguillidae. Gene Ontology annotation, cellular component: axoneme. Gene Ontology annotation, biological process: inner dynein arm assembly; cilium-dependent cell motility; cilium movement. The transcript is spliced from 20 exons. The coding region runs from base 1 to 2868 and encodes 955 amino acids.